Nicotiana attenuata is the source of this 794-nucleotide messenger RNA. RefSeq lists its product as uncharacterized. Bases 257 to 715 code for a protein of 152 amino acids. The record is from RefSeq and is a predicted model, not a curated record. The transcript has a single exon. Lineage: Eukaryota; Viridiplantae; Streptophyta; Magnoliopsida; Solanales; Solanaceae.
GCCCAUAAGUGAAGACUGGUUACGAACUUGGGAAAAGAGGCCACGUUUUAGAAUGAUGCCGCAACAGGCUUGAAAAUGAAAGUGGGAUAAAGAACGCCUUAAAAGAACCAAACAGACGGUCAUAUUCCCCGGCCUUAACGAAAGCCGUCUGUAUUCCCCCGUCUCUUCACUCCCAUUUUUGAACCACCAUUUAAUAAUUAUUCACUCCAAAUUUAUAUACCUUGAAUCAGUUGAAGAAUUUCUCAGAUCGAAGCAAAUGGCUACUUUGCAGAAAUUCAAGCUUCUGGCAACUCAAUGUGCAGUAGCAGGAAGCCCAACGCGGAGCCCAACAACAAGCCCAGUUAUUCACCUCCGCCGCCGGAAGACUCUUCGUAUGCUUCUCAGCCGCGGAGGCAGCAGUAACCGUAGGCUGCCUCGCCGGGAAGUCUGCUCGCCCGAUCGACACCGAGAUUCGCCGGAGAAGGGGAAGGAACUGGUCGUCAGUCACAAGCUGAAGGACUUGUUUGUUUCGUCGCCUCCCUCGUUUGAGAAGACACUUUCGGAAAAUACGAGACAAGUACUCUCGCCGGCAACCUCUGGUUCCGGUGGCGGUAUUAGUGCGGGGUCACCUGUUCGGAGAAUUGGGUUACGUUCGCUCCGACCAUUAUCGGCGACUUUCCGGCAACGGUUACUUAGGAGGGCUUGGCGACCUGUACUUGUGAGCAUACCUGAGUAAAGUAAUUCAGUUGGUAUAUUGUACCCCGGUUAAUUAGAGCAAACUAAAUACAAUCAUAUAUCUAACUUAUAAUCCUCUC